Molecule: messenger RNA, 9755 nt
Organism: Vitrella brassicaformis
Lineage: Eukaryota; Vitrellaceae
Source: the annotation of a GenBank genome assembly
GUUGAAUGAUUGGAUCGUUUCUCCAUGCGUCAGUCCGAGAAAAGGAAAUGCAUUUGUCGUUAGCCAUACACUGCACACAUCCCACACGAACAAACCCAGUACACAUCUGCCCAUCCAUCCAAUCUGUCCCAAUCAAGGAAGCCAUAUACACACAUCUGUCCAAUCUCACCCCCACUGGCAACCAACCCACAAACACGCCAGUCGGCACACAGCACACACCCCUCUAGCCACCCCUCGGCACUCUUGGCACAUCGCAACACUUACUCAUUCCCCCGCCACGCAACUGCUGACCCCCUCCCCGCACACCCACACCCGCAGCCACUCUCAUUCCCACUGCUCCCCCACCAAAGAUCGGCGGCGCCACACCCCCCGGCAGCACCGGACGCUGCAUCGGCACGGGCAUCAUGACCAUCGGAGGCUGCAGUCUCCCAACUCCCUCGAUCUGACAUUCACAAACAUCAAACGUAUCACCCAUUCACUCAGAUUCGUCUGUCCACCCUCCCCACACUGCCCACCGUCGGAUGUGUCAACGUGGGGUUGAUCGAAGGCCCCAGGUAUGGUGGCGCCAUGUGCACCGGGGGCGGCCUGGGGAGGAAGUUCUGCUGCUGCGCCAUGAUCGGUGGCAUCAUGGGUGCGUGAAUGGGUGAUGCGAAUAGUGGCGUACAGAGGGGAGGCGGAGCCAAUAAGGGCCGAUGCGGUAGGGGUGGUGGUGGCGGACCGCCAUGGACUGGCGGGAAGGGCGGUGAUGGCGCUGAGCUGGGGACCUGCUGGCUCGCACCAGUCAGGCGCUGCGACACCUCGCCAAGUUUCACAACAGGCUCCGCUGCACCAACAGGAGCCUCAACUCUGCACACAGACACAGACACCCACGCACAGCGAGAAGCGGCAAACAGAGAGAAUGGCACUACCACCCAUCUUUCUUGUGCAAUCACAUUGUUUUACCUAUUGGGUUCUGGCAUAGCACUGGGCGGCGAUAGCUGCGCGCUCUGGUUGCCAGGGGAGCCAAACUUGGGUGUGACGUAGGAAGCCUUCGGCCCAGGGGGAGGCGGCAGUACCCGACCAGCCAAAUUUGGCGGAGGCGAGGGAACACCCACCCAUUGCACCGACCCCUCUCUCUCUUCUCCACGCCCUCCACCCAACACAGCCACCCGCAGAUGGGGCGGCGUGACCACUCCUGCUGGCCGGGGAGUGGGCGUCAGCGGCACGCGCGGAGGAGAUCCCCCCUGCUGCUGCUGUUGUUGGGGUUGCUGCACCUGCAUGGCCGCCUGUCGGUGGUGCUCGGACAUGAUCAGGUUCCGAAGAUCGACCCCUUCGGCCCCGUUGACUGCAAAGAACACCACAGCACAGACAAAGGAAUGAAUGGCAUGGGUGGUGGGUGAGGCGUGUGUGUGACUAACCCAUGCGCAGACGUCCGCCCGCUCCGGGUAUGGGGGGCGGCUGCUGCUGAUGCCACGGCCCGCUAGCCGAGUGAAGCGGCUCGCCAGAGAUGGAGCUGCGCGUGGGGAUGGACUGGUCGGUACCCACUGCCGCACCACCGCCGCCGGCGUGAAACGAAGAACGCGCCACCGACACCAUGCCCUCGCUCCGCUGCUGCUGCUGCUGGUGGUGGUGGUGCUGCUGAGAGGUCGUGGCCUGCGCCGCGGCCAUGUCGCCUGCCUCUUGGGUGCCUCGUGGCUUGGUGAAGGUGGGCAGCUCGUGAGCGGCCGGGGGAGGGGGUGGCGCCAUCGACUGGUGUGCGAAGGGCUGCUGGUCGGGGGGCGACGGAGCGAAGCCAUCGACAGCAGGCCACACAGCGAUCUCCUGUUGCGGACGUUGCUGCUGUUGCUGCACAGACGGGUGGAAGGCCGCCAUGGAGUGGCCAGCCGGGGCCUGAUCCGACGGCGACUGAUCCUGGACCGGUGGCGGGCAACGCGGCAGAGGUGCGCUGGCGACGCGUUUCUUGGUGGUGACGCCGCCAAAGUCCCCACUGUGCGGCCGCUGGGUGGUGGAUGUGGCAUCGGCGCCAAACUGCUGCUGCUGGGAGAGCAUCGCUGCCUGACCGGCGAGCUGCUCUUGCGGCUGGGGGAGCUGCAGAUUCGCCGACAGCUCGGUCUCUCGCGUCUUGAGCUCGUCUAUCUGUCGGAUGCUCUCCAUCAGCUCCAAUUGCAGCGAUGACUGCAGACAUACAUAUGUAUGUGUGUAUGUGUGUAUGUGUCAGGUAGGCGUAGGUUGGUUGUGUGUUGUCGGUACCUUUUCUUCCGUGAGUUGCUUUGUCUCUUCCUGCAGAGCCUCGACAACAAUGCCCCCAUCAUCAAUCUGUCCAAGAGACCCACACAUACACAUUCUCACCAUAUGGUGGGUGUCUUUAGUGGGUGUGAGCUCUUCCCCUACCCUCUCGGUGUGUCGCUCUCCAUCACCCACACCGUCGGUCUGCGUCUCCAUCACAGCAGUGUCCGGCCGCCGGGCUGCAGGCACAUCGGCAGUGGACUCCCAGUUGGCGGCAGGGACGUUGGGCUGUGUGCUGACGGCAGCAAGGUCAGAUUGGAGAGCCUUCACCUUCUGCACCAGUCCCUCCUGACAGACACAGCUCAGCCAGAAAGGGAGUGUGUGCUUGUUGUUUAUUGGCUGACUGCUGGUUCGGGAGGCACCUACCUUAUCGCCUUGCAGCUCUUGGUUGGCCGCGACCAGGGAUGCCCUCUCCUCAUCCAGAUCCCGAAUGCGCUGCUCCUGCUGUGUCGACACAGCAGCAGUGUCGCGGAGGGCGAGGAUCUCGGCUUCCCUCUCCUGGAUGAUGUCGUCUUUGUCCUUGACGACGCGUUCCAAGUCGAUGGCCUUCUGUUCGAGCUGAGCCGCCGCCGCCUCGUUAUCCUGCUGCAUGCUGCUCAGCGCUUCUCGCAGCUUCUCGGCCUCAUUCAGCUUGGUGCUCAACAAGGUCUGACAGCCACACACACACACACACAGAGAGAGAGAGAGAGAGCCUCCUUUCUUUCGAGUGGCUUGUCGUUGGUGUCAGUCGGUCCACCUGUUCCUGCAGCAGUGCGGUGUUUUGUUGUUUGAGGGUAUCCAGCUCCUUGGCUUGCUCUGCUGCUAGGGUCGAGGCGGCAAAUGUGCGCAAAUCCUCCUGAGAAUCCCACACACGCACAAACACAUACAGACACACGUGUGCAUGCCAUGCCACGCACUGUCAGCAUUCGGCGUGUGAAGGUGGGAGGGAAGGAACAUACCUCUUCGCGGCUAUUCCGUCUGAGGGUCUGCAGCUCCUCCCUCAGUGUGUGCAGCUCCUCCCUGAGUGUCUGUUGAGACUGUUUGGUGGCGUCGAGCUCCUCCGCGAGCGCUAUGCGGGACUUCUCGCUCUCCUGCCGGGCUUUCUCGCUCGCCAGCCACCCUUCCAUCAUGCCCUCGCCCCGGCGGUACGCCUCGACCUCCCGCUGCUCGAUCCGGUCCCGCAGCUCGGUCUCCUGCUGUUGGGACUUCUCAGACAGAGACUGGAUCAUCGCGGCCUGCAGCAGACAACCAUCCCGAUCCCUCGCAUCUGACAUCCAUGGGUUGACCGUCGCAUCCCCUCCCUAUUCACCUUCUCUUCCCGCAGGGCGGCGAAUUGUUGCACCCAGCGGUCGGUUUCGGCCCGGCGCUCGUCAUGCUCCUGCUGCAGAUCCGCCGACAGCUCGGUCUCCCGCGUCUUGAGCUCGUCUAUCUGUCGGAUUCUCUCCAUCAGCUCCGACUGCACCGAUGACUGCAGACAUACAUAUGUAUGUGUGUAUGUGUGUGAGGUACGCGUAGGUUGGUUGUGUGUUGUCGGUACCUUUUCUUCCGUGAGUUGCUUUAUCUCUGCCUGCAGAGCCUCGACAGCAAUGCCCCCAUCCUCAACCUGACCAAGAGACCCACACAUAGUGCACGACGUGCAUUCUCACCAUAUGGUGGGUGUCUCUUUAGUGGGUGUGAGCUCUUCCCCUACCCUCUCGGUGCGUCGCUCUCCAUCACCCACACCGUCGGUCUGCGUCUCCAUCACAGCAGUGUCCGGCCGCCGGGCUGCAGGCACAUCGGCAGUGGACUCCCAGUCGGCGGCAGAAAGGUCGGGCGGUGUCCUGACGGCAGCAAGGUCAGAUUGGAGAGCCUUCACCUUCUGCACCAGUCCCUCCUGACAGACACAGCCCAGCCAGAAAGGGAUGAUGUGGUGUAUGUUCGUUGUUUAUUGGCUGACUGCUGGUUCGGAAGGGCACCUACCUUAUCGCCUUGCAGCUGUUGGUUGGCCGCGACCAGGGAUGCCCUCUCCUCAUCCAGAUAUCGAAUGCGCUGCUCCUGCUGUGUCGACACAGCCGCCGCCGCCGCCUCGUUAUCCUGCUGCAUGCUGCUCAGCACAUCUCGCAGCUUCUCGGCCUCAUUCAGCUUGGUGCUGAACAAGGUCAACCACGACGCCUGGAAGCACAAACACCCACACACACAGCCACACACACACACACACGCACAGAGAGAGAGAGAGAGAGCCUCCUUUCUUUCAAGUGGCUUGUCGUUGGUGUCAGUCGGUCCACCUGUUCCUGCAGCAGUGCGGUGUUUUGUUGUUUGAGGGUCUCCAGCUCCUUGGCUUGCUCUGCUGCUAGGGUCGAGGCGGCAAAUGUGCGCAAAUCCUCCUGAGAAUCCCACACACGCACAAACACAUACAGACACACGUGUGCAUGCCAUGCCACGCACUGUCAGCAUUCGGCGUGUGAAGGUGGGAGGGGAGGAACAUACCUCUUCGCGGCUUUUCCGUCUGAGGGUCUGCAGCUCCUCCCUCAGUGUGUGCAGCACCUCCCUGAGUGUCUGUUGAGACUGUCUGGUGGCGUCGAGCUCCUCCGCGAGCGCUAUGCGGGACUUCUCGCUCUCCUGCCGCUCUUCCAACAGGCCCUCGAUCUGGCCCUGCAGCUCGGCCUCCCGCUGUUGGGACUGCUUUACCAAGGCAUUCUGCAAGCCACACAGACAGACGGAACGGACUUGGCAACACGUAAGAGCGACACGCUUUUGUCGACUGGCGUUGGACCCUCUCUCUGAGCAGUCUGUCGAUCUCCUGCUGCAACUCCGAGAUCUCGACCUCAGUGACGUCGCUGAAUCGACACAACAGAACAGGAGAGCACAGCACCUUUGUUGUCGAUCGAUCAAUGGAUGGAAGAUCUGCCUGAGUGAGUCUGUCUACCUGCGGGUGUCAUCCUCGUCGUCGUCUUCGUCCUCCCAAUAAGUACGAGGCAUCCACCCCCACCGAGGGCCGGGCUUGUGCCAGAACAUGAGAGCAUCCCUCGCCCUCUCAGCCUGACACACACGCGUAUAGUGGACAUAACAUAGAUAGUAUGACUAAGGAAGUGCUCCUCUGUCUGCACGCACGUGUGUGCGACCGACCUGCUGCCACCCUUGCUGGGCGUCUUUUAGCUGCUCUUGCAGCUGGGCCACUCGCUGCCGUGCGGCGUCUGAAACACACAAAGCCACAUCACCAACACAAAUUUCGGUGUGUGAUGCGUGGAGGCUCCUGGGGGACGCCUUUGCUCACCCAGCUCCUGUUGCGCCUCCGCCCAGAACUCGCUAAAAUGUGCGGCCGACUGCUGGACGCGCCUGCAUUCAUUCAUCAGUCCAUCCAACAAACACAGUCAUGUACGUACAUAUCGAUGGGUCGGCUUCACUCUCCUCUCCACAUGAUGUGUCUGCUCACUCGUAUUCGGCCUUCAGCUGUUCAAGCUCGGCGCGUAGUGGCGCCUCAACCUGGUCGCUCUCACUUCUGCAUGCACACACCAGGCAACGAUAUGAUCAGUGAGUGACGUGUGCGUGUCGGUGCGCGCCACAAUUUCAACAUCGCAUACACACCGACGUACCUGGCAGCAGCAGGGGCAGCAGCAGGGGCAGCCAGGGGGGUGUCGGAGGACGCUGCGGGGCGACACAGCGGAGACAAUGCGAGGGCGGCGUCGAUGGCAGCCUCGCACGCCGCACGCUCGACGUCUUCCGUGUCUUCUGCAACCUGGGCCCUCGCUGUUGGGGUGGUGGUGGUGGUGGUGUUGGUGGUGUUGGUGUUGGUGGAGGGGGAAGGUCGGGAGGCAGCCGCGUUGCUGAUGCGCAGGGAAGGUUUGCGACUGCGCUGACUCCCCAUCAUGCCGGACGGGCCGGGAGGGGGUGGUGGGGGCGGCGGGGGCGCGGGAGGUGCAGAGGACGACGACGCAGCACCUGCUGCUGCUGCUGCUGCUGGCUCCUUGGCGUCAGUGGACGGCACAGCAGAUGGGGGACGGGGAGGCGACACAGGCUCCGGCGGGGCAGGCCGAUGCACUGGUGCUGGAGGGACGGCACUAGCGCGGCCGCCUGCUUGAGCGGAUUCCUGCUGGGCAGGCGGUGGAGCUGCAAACUGUCCCGGUGCCUUGGGGCGAGCGGUGGCCUCCGCACCAGCCUGUCUCUCGGCCGGUCCACUCGACGGCCCUCCCUCCACCUCGGUCUCAUCCGUCACGUCUGCUGGACCAGGGUGCCCCUCCUCUCCCCCCUCCCUGGCCCGCCCAGCAGCGCCAGCCCUCCCACUGAGAGAGACGGCUCCGGCCGCCUCCUGGCGAGUUUGCUUCCUGACGUCCUUGAUGGAGCUGUUGAAGAUGCGGAGCGACGGGUGCCACGACGGCCGAGGCUGCCCUGCAAACGGGAGGGUCGGCGACAUGUGGGAUGUCGGGGGUCCGUCGUCUCGCGGACCCACGCGAUGAGGAGGUCCACGAGCGGAGCCGAACAACUCGUCCCCGUGAUCGAAGCGAUCGUACUGGCCCCCUCCUCCCGUGGUGCCUCGGGGGCCCUCGGCAACCACCGCCACCACGGGGAUGCGGCGGGUGGUGCAGGCGUGAAGGAUGAUGAUGGCCCCCACGUUGGUCGUCCCGCUCCCUCUCGACCCUCUCCCGACCCACCUGCUGGUGCUGCGCCCCCGGUGGCGAUGACUGACGGCUGUCGGAACCGGACAGUGAUCGGGCCGCCGCGGCCUGACCCCCAUCAGCAGGGAGCGGAUCCAUGGUCCCAACACCGAUCUCACGCAGUCGGGGCAUCUCCUCAGUGGCUGGUGCGUGGUAAGGCAGCAACUCAUGGGCGUGAGGCGCCGUUGGCGGCUGCUCCCCGGGCGUCGGCAGAAUGACCGGGGGGGGAAAGGCACCGUGACCUCUCGCCUCGUCCGUCGGCGCCUUCUGCCGCUGCUGCUGCUGCUGGUGGUGGUGCUGAGAGGUCGUGUCCUGUGCCGCGGCCAUGUCCCCUGCCUCCUGGGACUCUCGUGGCUUGGUGAAGGUGGGCAGCUCGUGAGCGGCCGGGGGAGGGGGUGGCGCUAUCGGCUGGUGUGGGAAGGGCUCCUGGUCGGGGGACGACGGAGCGAAGCCAUCGACAGCAGGCCACACAGCGAUCUCCUGUUGCGGACGUUGCUGCUGUUGCUGCACAGACGGAUGGAGGGCCACCAUGGAGUGGCCAGCCGGGGUGUGGUGGGCCUCUGGCGGCAGAUCCGACGGCGACUGAUUCUGGACCGGUGACGGGCCGCGCAGCAGAGGCGCGUUUGCGACGCGUUUCUUCGUGUUGACUCCGCCAAAGUCCCCACUGUGGGACCGCUGAGUGAUGGGUGUGGCGUCGGCGCCAAAGUGCUGCUGGGGGUGCAUCGCUGCCUGACCAGCGAGCUGCUGCCCUUGGGUCUGGGGAAGAUGCUGUUGCUGUUGGUGCUGCUGGGCUGCCAUGGACUGGCUGGCGAUGCCUUGCAUCGCAGCCUGGUGGAGGCAUGCGGGGAAGCCGGCGUGUCCGAACGCACCGUCCUGCUGGGUGACGGCAGCAGCGGCCAUGGGACUGGCCGUGGGGGACAUGCACACGGUCGCCUGGGUCACGUCACCACUCUGACUGUACGCGUACUGCAUACCUGAUAGAUAGGCACAAACAACACAUACAUAGCACAACACAACACAACACACAUAUGACAGAAUAACGGUGUGUGUGUGUGUGGUCCGCCUCUCUUCCUGCCACCCUCCCAUCUGUCUGUCUGUCUGUCUGAUUUAUGAGUCCAUCGCUCACCCUGCAUAGAUCCAUUCAUCCAUUCGCCCAUGCCAAUCUGCUGGAAGUACAACUGACCAGACAUCUCGUCAACACCACCGCCGCCCAGCCCCGUCCCCCACCCCCCAGUAUACGGAGCAGCGUCGGCAUUCAGGCCACUUGAGCUCGCACUCGCCCAACCCUCAACCUGGACAAGACCUCCCCCAUGCUGCUGCCAUUGGGGGUGCUGGGGCUGCCGUGCCGCGGCCAUGUCGCCUGCCUCUUGGGUGCCUCGUGGCUUGGUGAAGGUGGGCAGCUCGUGAGCGGCCGGGGGAGGGGGUGGCGCCAUCGACUGGUGUAGGAAGGGCUGCUGGUCGGGGGGCGACGGAGCGAACCCAGACGCUGCUGCAUCCUGAUGAGGUUCUCCUCCUCGUUCUCAAACAUCGGUCCAGAAAACUGCGGCGGACUGGGCGGCCAAUCAUAGGGCGACGCGGGCGACUCCUGGGACACAUGAGCGCGUGUGUACCACUCCUGGGGGGGUGGAGGGGGUGACUGCCCGAACGGCGGUGGGGCGUGCGAUGGAGGGGGCGGCUGCUGAGACUGACGGACGGCCCCCUCUGCCGGGCUGCUGCAAUGCUGCUCGGGCCGGCGGGGGUAGGGCGACUCAGGGGGCGGCUGGUGGUGCUGCUGGCCCACCCUCAUCUGCGAGCCACCGUGCUGCAGCCCCUGCAUGUGCUGUUGCUGCUGGAAGGGCUGGCUCUGCGGGAAACCCUUGGUGGGAUGGUUGCCGGAGACGGGCGGCCGAUAGCCCGCCUGCUGGGGUGACUGGGAGCCAUGUCCUGACCGGUCGGCGCCUGGUGGAUUGAUGGGGAUGGCCCCUCGGUCGCCCGGCCUAUCACCACUGUCGCCCUGCCUUCCCGGAUAGUGUGGAAGGUGGUACCCCCCUUGCUGCUUCAUGGCCUGCUGCAGACUGCGGGGAAUCACCUCGGGCCCAGGAGUGGGCAGCAGAUGACCUUGCGGCCCGUCCGGCCGUCCCGGUCCCAUGCCGGGCGGCCCAGAGCCCCGGCCUCUGGGUGGGGGAAAGCCACCCCUCGGUGUCGAGAAGGGGAGGGGAGGCGGGCGUGGAGGGCCGGCCUUGCUGGCGUGCUGCUGCACGGCCCUCUGCUCGUGACCUGCAUUGCAUUGCAUGCACAGAAGAACAGACCGCCGACCAUAAUAUGGAUGCCAUGCCGGGUAGGCGCGUGAGAGUGAGCAUGAGUGAGUGAGCACGCCCCACCCCACCCCAUGCCACCGACCUGUGUCGUCAUCCUCCAUCAUGUCUGCCCCCUUCCUGGGGCCGACCGUGGCCUGCUCCUGCAGCUGUCUGUGCCACUCCUGUGGCGGCGGAGAGGGCGAGUGGCCGUACGGCGGUGGGGCGUGCGAUUGGGGUGGCGGCUGCUGAGCCGAGUGCAAGCACACGGGGCACUCCAAGUCGUCAACCGACUCCUUCACACCAAAAGGGCCAACAAAUACAAGCCCUCCCAUGUAUUUGUUGGGCGUGCUUCUUACGUGCUCUUCUCGCCGGGUCAACAUGUCCUGCGGAACAAACACACACAACAAGCACCAAGAUGACACACCGUUCGGUCAGUGAGGCGUGGGCUGGUCGGUUGUUCAGUGAGGCGUGGUACUACCAGUCCUCGCACCUCAGUGUUGGUUCCACAGUCGCUACACUGUGCCUGAAACGCACUCAUCUCCUUGAACCGACGCGUCUGGGAUCACACUACAUACGUGGGAUAGACUCUUAAGUGCGUAAUCCA